AUGAGUGUCACCUUGUCGCCGAUUUACGCGCACUUUUCAGAGACCUUGACAGGCCUUGCUACCAUCCGAGCGUUCAGAGAUGAAGCAAGAUUCAAGCAGGAAAAUGAACACAGGCUGGAAAUCAACCAACGAGCAAACUUUUGUGGUAAGAAAAUUCGACUUCGGAAAGUUCUCGCAGCGACCAAAACAAUUUCACGCUCAGAGUCCUCAGCUUUUUCAGGUGGUCAUUAGUUGAGAGAGAAUUUUGGGACACACCCAAAAAACCGAGAAUGUUACUGUUAAAGUUGUUUGAAAUAGUUUCAUUGUAAUUAAAUCAUUGAAUCAUUCUUCUCAUCAGCUCUUGUGGCGUCACAGUGGUUAGGCUUAUUCUUACAGUUUAUUGGUGUUGCUAUGGUAACUGCAGUGGCGUUUAUUGCGGUGCUUGAGCAUCACUUCAGUACCGUUGAUCCAGGUGAGUGUUUUUCUUUGUGUGCAUGUACAGGUAGACUUCCUCGCAGAUCGUGAAGCCAUAGCUUUUAUUAGAUUCCAGUAGAAUCCUACAAUGUCCUAAAUGAGAACGUGGCGUUCUUCAGGGUAUGUCGUCAGUCCUUCAAUAGAGGAUAACGCUUCUUCAAACUCCAAAUGCGAGGUCUAAAUUCAGUUUUCUUAAUUUUACAUGUCCAUCCAGUUAUCGUAUUCCCAUACAGUGUGCCGCCUAUUGUCGUUCUGUGCUAUUUUCCGGAAGCGGCGUGGCUGAGAGGCCAGAGCGUUGAACCUGGAGGCACCAAGCCCAAUUCUCGCAACUGGAUUUCUCCUCGGUAGUCCUGAGUUCAAAUCCUCGCCCACGCCUGAAAGAUAGCCAACUGGUUCGCCUCCUACCGGAUGGAAAUCUUAACCUUGUUUCAGUUGUAUUGCUUGUUUCAUAAAAGCCCCACAAGGGUGAAGAUAUAUCCUUCUUGACUUUCUGUUACUUUGAGUCCCGGCGCUCUUCGUAGAGCACUGAUGUCCUGAGCUCGUUAACAUCCCUUAAACUGCGCGACUGUGUUGUGUAUUUAUGUUCUCCAUCAACUGUGAGGGGUCCUUUGAAUCUUGGCUACUCUUUUUAGAAUGAGUGAUUAUUAAGGGCUAGGCACACAGCCCAGAGGGGUACGCUACCCUCUUUCUUCCCACGACUCCGUGAAAUUUAAGAUGCCAUGGUGGUAACAUCCAAGUGGUAUUUAUUAUUAUAUUGCUCCGUAUGUGUUCCUCUAAAGGUCUGGUGGGUUUGGCAAUUUCGUACGCGCUGUCAGUCACGGACCACCUCUCAGCGAUGGUGACGUCAUUUACCGAAACUGAGAAACAGAUGGUGAGCGUGGAGCGAGCGGUCCAGUACAUUGAAGAUGUUCAGCCUGAAAUCAGUCCUAGUGGCACGGUUAGUAUAAAUAAUAAGUGGCUCGUUUUUACUUCCUGCAACCUCUUACUCCCUUGAACCUGGCUCAGACAGGAGAUGAUAAGAGUUAAAACGCUCUUAACCGUCUUGCGGUCAGUUCGAUUCUCUAGAUUCGCGCAUAAUUGCUUUAGAUAUCUCAUUUUCUUUGGUACAACAAUUCAGCGAGGCUCUUGCACCUGAUGCGAACAGAGCAAUGUCUUGUGAUUCUUGUGCGCCUCCAAAGCAUUUAAUGAACUCUUAUAUUUAUAUGACUUAAGGCGAAUUUUGUACUCUUGGUUACUCUCAAAGACUUCUCCCUCUCAUAUGUUCUUUUUAAUCUAUAGACAUUUGCGACGUCUUGUACAUGAUUAACUUAACUCUCAGAUAAACCCAUGAGUACUGAAACUAACGGCGCGCACGACUUGUACAGACUUCGCCCGCCCGCCCGUAUUUUAAAAUUAAAUUUUACUUUCAGGUCAUUUCCACUUGGCCAUCUCGUGGUCAGCUUACCUUCCAGAAAGUCAGCCUUGUUUAUCGGUAAGGGCACUCGAAAUCGUCGUAUAAUUAACUCUUUAAAAUUACCAUGACUAAUCUUAUAACUAAUACAUAAAUGAUGAAACAAAACCGCUGUAAUUGCGAAACGUUUUAACACAAUGGGUUAUUUCCCCUAAAUAGGUUUUGCUAAGCGCGAACGAAGAGCCCGCUUGAGACAUCGUCACGCAGAGAACGUGAAGCUGAGGCCAAGCCCACGAAAAAGUGCGAGACACUCGAUCCCAGCACCGUAAUACAUGUACAUGAAUCAGUUGCUUGCUACGUACGCUUAAUAAAUAGUGAAAACCCUGAGAUGUGCGCACUAGUUGUAUGAAGCGCGCAACAUUUCGUAUGAGCCAAAGUGCACUUGGCAUUUAGUUUUCGGCAUUUCUAAACGUUUAUGGCAAAUUGACUGUUCUAUCUAUCGUUACCGACUUGGGUACCAGAGAUUAUGUCUUAACUAUCUAAGUGUCAUAUUUACACAUCGAAAUGUGUGUUACCCAUUCCUCUGGAAUGCGCUCUCGUGGAAAAAGAUUCCCUAUUUAACUAUGUGAAAUUGUCUUUCUUUUGCUGUCUUUGUCCCGACAGAGUUGGUUUGCCUCGUGCUUUGCGCGGAGUUACAUUUUCAACAUAUGCAGGAGAAAAGGUAACGGGCAACUAUGUAGUACACCAAUAAAGAAAACAAUUAGUUUUCUUUACUGGAACGUUAGAGGCCGACUAGCAAAUUCAAUAUCAGAAUAAAGGACUCAUAUCAAUGGAGGUUUUUCCUUUUUGUAGCUUGGCAUUGUUGGCCGAACGGGAUCUGGCAAGUCUAGUCUCUUCCAAGUACUGUUUCGCAUGGUCAACAGAUUCGAAGGAGCUGUACUUCUAGACGGUAUCAGUUUGGCUUCUGUACCACUGAACAUUCUGAGGUUAGUAUUUCUGUGCCUGCCUAGUUUGAUGUGCUGCCUGUUUCUUAACUGUAACUGCCUCCGACUGUAAUGCAAGGUUAAAUAUCGUCUUCUUAGUUUUUGCGUCGACAAGGCGUUCCCCUUUAUCCCGUAUGAAACUUAAUCCUGUACGCUGCAAUCGUGUGGUACCCGACACCAACGAACCCUGUAUGUAUAUUUGGUUUCAAUUCUGGUGUCCUUGCACAGAAAAGAUUUCAGCACUUUUAUGAUGGCCUAAGUAGCUGGCCGUUUUCUUGUAUAGCGAUGAAGAUAAUUUUACGGUAAUUCCUCUCCCGGCUUCACCGCGAAUUUCUCUCGGCAAACGAAACCAUGCAACAGCUGUGCACGCUACGGUCCUGGUAGCGGUGCUCAGAAUACGGUUUAUUUUAUUUACCAGGUCGAUGAUGAUGAUGUUUUUCAUAAUUAUUUCCUAAUCUAAAUGUUUUUCAAUUAAUUUAUCUGAUCUUGAAAGGUAUGUGUCAUCUGUUUUUUCGUAGAUCGCGGUUGGCUAUUAUUCCUCAGGAUGCUUUUUUGUUUAGCGGUGGAGUGCGAAAUAAUCUUGACCCGUGGAGGAAGGUAAACUUUCACUGGAAAAAGGAAACACCAUAACACCAUAGCAUAAGAUAUGGAUUUGAAGUAGGGAGAGAAAAGGAAAUGAACUGUAAUACUAUGGCACUCAAGUAGGUUUGUGUUUAGUCUGUUCUUUUGCUUUGCUUUUCACAGCAUUCUGACUCGCAGUUAUGGACAGUUUUAGAUCGUUGUCACCUGGAACACGCUGUAAGACAACUCGGUAUGUUUACAACAUAGGGUUUUUGUUGACUUGUUUGUAAUCACGCAGUCUUCUGUGUAGGACCCUGGCAGAUUAAGUAAUUUGUGAGUGAAUCAUUCAUCAGCUAAUAAUGACAAAAGAGAGUGUUAUAUGUUUUGCGAGUACUGUUUCUUUAUAUAUUUUUUUUUGAGACUGCUAUUUCGUUAUAUGUUUUUAGACAAUUAUUUCGUAAGCUGCUCAUUAAUCGUCCAUAAUUCCAAGAAAAAAGAGUGUUUGAAAACUUAUAUGUACAAGACUUAGAGCGUAGUCUUUCGAAUCGGCUCUAAAGCGUUUAUACAAAACCUGAGUGAUCAGCUGAAUUUCAGUUCUUCACUGCUCUAUAUCUCUCCAGGGGGCCUGGACGCUGAUGUCGGUGAACGUGGCCGUAAUUUUUCAGUUGGUCAGCGGCAGCUCAUCUGUUUAGCCAGAGCUCUUUUGACACGAUCGAAGGUAAUUAAUUACUUUGGAGAAAAAUUCUGA
This is a messenger RNA of Porites evermanni, 4135 nucleotides long. Lineage: Eukaryota; Metazoa; Cnidaria; Anthozoa; Scleractinia; Poritidae. The record is from the annotation of a GenBank genome assembly.